AGAGCCCGCGUUCGGUCGCAGCCACGCCGAACCGGCUUUUAGGUUAGAAUUGGCGCGUCGUAUCGCCAGGUGUUAUUUACUCCCCCGCUCUAACUUGCCGUACGCCGUAUAGUCUUUCUCACCUGCCCUACCUGCGGACAACAGCUGUUUUCUCUCGAGAGAUUAGUCAGAUGUUUCUUGGCAACCAGUUGAAGCUCACCUGACUCGUUCGUUAGACAUGGCUGCUGGAGGACGAACACCUAAACAGAGGAGAUUCGAGAUAUCUGCUGGAAUGGCAGCCUUAAGAAAUGUAUCUAAUACACCAAGGAGGCGACGCGGAAGCUGCAAGUGCUUAUUCGGUGCGCCUGACAGAGAUGAAACGAGGCGAUUAAUGGCAGAACAAUAUGCAAGAGACAAGAAGCGUUUCAUUAGAAGGUUUAAUUUUGACAUAGAAUCAGAGUGUGCUUAUAAAGCAGUGAAAUUGGAUUCUCCUGUUAAGUUCCUCGAGGAAGAUAAAGAAAAUUCAAAUAGCCCCGUGAGGAAUGGAACUGAAGCAUUGGCAUGUGUGGAAAACACUGACUUGAGGGUUUUGGGGUCACCAUCUAGAAGGUCGACAAGCAAUAGUAGUUCACCGCGAACCCCUCGAACACCUCGCACUCCGCGGGCAUCUCGUACACCAAGAACUCCACGAACGCCUGCUUCUAGACGACAGCUCCAAAUGACAGAUUACUGGACGCUAAGGAAGCAUGCCGAUUCUUCAUCAAGCGAUAAAGAAAAUUAGAAGAAUGAUAUAAAACGCAUGAUUAAUUAUAAUUUUCUUACAAAUCAAUCAAAUAUUUAUUAGAAUUAUUUUCAUUCAACUAACAUUGUGUUCCUACGUUUAAAUGAUUUUAAGGUUUUUUUUAUUUAUCUUUCGGGGCUUAGAGGCUAAAAAGUCUUAAUUUUUUUUCUAAAAAAACUAAAUUAACGAAAUUUCAUAAAUGAUAUAACUUUUGAAUUAAUCUGAGUUAUGUAUUAUCUCCUUCCCUAUCAAUUAGCUAUUUCACGAAUAGUUAGACUAAUAAUUAUUGUUUUAAUCGAGCAAUAUUCUUUUUUUCUUAAAUUGUAACCAAAAAAUAUGAAACAAAUUAAGUGUGUGUAUCCUAUAUUUUGUUACCAUACAUUACAGACUUAGGGAUAUCAGUUAUAAUUGUAUUGUGUCUCAACGGUCCUAAGUACGUGCUUCAACGCGGAGUUACUCAUAUACAUUAAUUCAAUAGUCAUUCAAUAUACAUACAUAUGUAAAAUAAUAAUGUGCACAUCCAAAAAGGUAAUAAGUCAACGUAAUAUUUCCCGCGGUUUUCGCGGUUCCCAGACAUAAAACUAAAGCUAUUUUUAACAUUUUAAAUUCGCAGUUGAUACUAUACGUCGUAUCGUUUCUGGUGUUUUGAAUACUUUAACUUUUCGCUGUCGCUUAUUUAGUAAUUUUACAGGUAAUUUGACGGUAGUCGCACAAAAUCUCAACGAAUAGCUUCCCUGUGAAAAUUAAAAAGCAUUCGAUACUUCUAAAGAGAGAGAGAGAGAGAGAGAAAAAAUUGCUAAUUUAAUGCCCGGUAAAAAUAGUUUUAAUCGCAUCAAUUUUAAAGAGCCAAUGAAGUUCGAAUAGAAAUCUUCAAUUAUUGCGGGAUUCGCAUUUUCUUCACUUAAAAUGAAGUUUGAAGAAGAUAUUUCAUUCUGUUAAUAACUCGAGUUAAUGCUUUAGGUUUUAAGUCAUUGAAACGACGUACGUGCCUAUAUAUAAAUAGCAUGCUACUAUGCAGAUUUUCUUCGAUGUAAAUAGAAGAUUAAGGUAUUCAAAAUCUCUUCUGGGUUCACGUCGAAAAACAAUUGAAUAUGUAAUUUCGAAAAUGGCACAUCUCUG
Messenger RNA from Bombyx mandarina (wild silkworm), 1879 nucleotides. RefSeq lists its product as uncharacterized. Lineage: Eukaryota; Metazoa; Arthropoda; Insecta; Lepidoptera; Bombycidae. The record is from RefSeq and is a predicted model, not a curated record. Gene Ontology annotation, biological process: regulation of cell cycle. Gene Ontology annotation, cellular component: nucleus. Gene Ontology annotation, molecular function: cyclin-dependent protein serine/threonine kinase inhibitor activity.